Drechmeria coniospora is the source of this 1074-nucleotide messenger RNA. RefSeq lists its product as uncharacterized. The record is from RefSeq and is a predicted model, not a curated record. NCBI's taxonomy places the organism in Eukaryota, Fungi, Ascomycota, Sordariomycetes, Hypocreales, Ophiocordycipitaceae. The transcript has a single exon. Bases 1 to 1074 code for a protein of 357 amino acids.
AUGCUCUUCAAGCCCCUCGUUGCUUCUCUCUUCACCCUCGGGUUGGCCACUGCCCUCCCGGGCGGCGACCACGGCCACAACCUCCCUGGCCACCGGGAUCACGAUCGACAUGACGAUCACGGAUUCCGUGGCCCGGCCCUCGGCAAGCACUUUUGCGGCAACGUGGCCGUCUGGAACGCUCGCCUGAGGGCCUGCGUCUGCAUCAAGGACGGGCUCGUCUUCGACUCCAACACCAAGUCCUGCUACGUCGACUGCGGCCGGGAGGCCUACUUCAACCGCAACUCCCGCCAGUGCGUCUGCAAGAACAACGAGCUCGAGUUCAACCCGCGCAACAAGGACUGCUCCUGCCCCCGCGGCAAGAAGUGGGAUCGCGAGGCUCGACGAUGCCGUUCUUGGGUCGACUGCGGCCGCGAGGCCGUCUUCGAUCCCCGCUCGCGCCAGUGCGAGUGCAAGGAUCACCGCGAGGAGUUCAACCCGCGCUCCAAGACGUGCGACGUCGACUGCGGUCGGGACGCCACCUUCGACCGCCGCUCCCGCCGGUGCGAGUGCAAGGACCGCCGCGAGGAGUUCAGCUGGAAGACCAAGCAGUGCCGCGUCGACUGCGGCCGCGAGGCCACCUUUGACCGCAACUCGCGCAAAUGCGAGUGCAACGACCGUCGCGAGGAGUUCCACUGGAAGACAAAGACCUGCUCCCGCUACGGCCACCGCGACCACGGCCACAAGCGCGAUCUCCGCUGCGGCCGCGAGGCCGACUUUGACCGCAAGCUCAACAAGUGCGUCUGCAAGAUCCGCACCAUGGACUUUAACCCUCGCAACAAGGACUGCGCGUGCCCCCGCGGCGAGACCUUCAGCGUCCGCGCUCGCCAGUGCGUCGUCGACUGUGGUCGCGAUGCCACCUUCAACCCCCGCAGCCGCCAGUGCGAGUGCCGGAACCGCCGCGAGGAGUUCCACGCUCGCACCAAGACGUGCCGCCCUGACUGUGGCCGUGAGGCCAACUGGGACGGACGAUCCCGCAAGUGCGAAUGCAAGGCCCGCGGCAAGCGCUUCGACGUGCGCUCCAAGAGGUGCCACUAA